Messenger RNA from Hyalella azteca, 4147 nucleotides. RefSeq lists its product as uncharacterized. Lineage: Eukaryota; Metazoa; Arthropoda; Malacostraca; Amphipoda; Hyalellidae. Bases 201 to 2609 code for a protein of 802 amino acids. The record is from RefSeq and is a predicted model, not a curated record. The transcript is spliced from 10 exons.
CUUGCACUGUGGUCAAGCCUCAAGACUUGUAUUCAUAUCAUUUUUUAAUGAAAAUCAGAUCAAUGGUUGGCUUGAUAUGCCCUGAAUCUUAUAGUGUAAAUAUUCUUUUGCUUUUUCACUUAGAAAUGUCACUAUGUUUAUUUAUAAUGAGCAGUUAGUAUCUGAAAUAGAACAAGGAUGUGAGCUGCAGGACUGAAGCCAUGGAUCAAGAACAUUGUCCCAGUCAGUCGAGUUCAGUGCCUCAGAGGCGGAAUGAGGUCAUACAUGGAAGACAUAUCAGUCACAAAGACAAAGAUGCCCUUUGUCAAGCCAACAUCAGUGCAGGUGAUGUCACAGUUGAAGAGUACGCUCCAAGCACGUCUGAGUCCGAAGGCUCUUCUGGCGGUCGCAGAGCAAGUGCUGGUGAUGCUCUGAACAUCCCUUACAUGAAGCACUUCCAUUACCUCAAGCAGAAGUUUCCUGAUCUCAAAGACUGUGAUAUAAAUGAGAGUAUUCAAAAGUUUGGGUUGGACCGUGCCCGCUGUGAGGAAGAGCUGCUGCUACGAGCACAAAGUUAUUUGAGUGGGUACUAUGGUCCCUGGGGGCGCACAGCCUGCAUGUCCAGCCGAUCAUCACCCACUGCCACUCAUGGUGCUUCUCACACUAUACCCAACACUCCAAACCUGUCUCCAUAUGCAUCAUUCUCAUCUCAAGCUCCACCUCCUGCUUCAUCAAUGGCAUCAUCAAGAAGCAUGCCUAAAUUGUCCUCACUAAAUGCCCCUAGUAAUUUUACUGGUGACAUAGGUAGUGUCAUUCCUCCAUCUCGGUCACCUCGCACUCCUGUGGCUGCUCCAAGCCUCGUAUCCUCUUCCACUUUCUCUCCUACUCUCACUCCAUGUUUUGCCACUACAGCAGGCCCUGCACAAUUCACUCCUUCAUCACCAACAAUGAGCAGAAAAAAUGAUUAUGAAAAUCAUACUCUAUGUUCUAGUUCCACAUUACUUAAUGGAGCUUGUAUGUCUCAAGUUUCUUCUUCACAGGGUGGAUCUUUUCAUACCACAACCACAAAGCAUUUUGUGGUACCUGCGCAUCUAAAUCCAAAUGAUCCUUUCUUUAGGCAGUAUUCUACAUCAUCUGAGACCAUUACUGAAGAGUCUUCCUUGAUGGGCUCAAAUUUUCCUUCCCCAGCUCCGACUUUAACGCUGUCAUCUCCUCAAUCUCCUCUGGUUUCACCUCCUCGUAAUCACCAUGUAGAAAUGCCUCACCUUAGGCAACGCAUUGAGGAUCUUUUCAUUCCACAAACUGGCCAAAACCAGCUAAAUUUUCCUAACUCUAAUCCCUUUCAGCUGAAUUGGGAGCAGAAAAACAAUCAAAAUUUCAAUAUUAAAGCUGUCUCAAAUCAACAUUGUUCUACCCAAGGGCCCAAUGUUCAGUUAUAUCCAUUUUCUAUGCAGAAUAUAAAUAACUGUCCUCAAGGAUUACCUGCUCAAUUUGGGAACGUGAAUGUCAGUCCCAGUAGAGACUUCAAUCGUGUUAUUUCAAGCACUGGCCAAGGAGCCGAAUUUUCUAGUCCUGGUGAUAAGCCUGAAGCGCCUAUACAACCUUUUGAUACUUCAGACUUGAGAAGACAUGGGCCAAGUCUUCAUGGCCGCUUUGAGCCCGUGAGAAUUGCGCCUCCACCUCCCGUAAUUACGAAUGUAACUCCAGCUCGACAAAAUGCCAGACCCGGCCGACUACAGCUCAAUAGUGUCUCUCCACCGUCGUCUUCUGUGCCUCCACUACCUCAGACUUCAUCCCCUGCUGGUGCUGCAUUGCCUUGCGAUCCUUCACCUGGCAAAAUCAACAACAGAAAAGGCUUGCUUGCUGACCAGAGAGCGCGGCAGCAGAAGAUGUUGUCUGUACUGCAGGAGGGCACGAAGAACAGGUCUGAUCUACAGCAGGAGAUCUCGCUGCUCACGCAGGCGCUCGAAGAGUGCAAACAGAGAGGCGAUCUGGAAGUUAAUGAGAGCUCCAGACUCAUCCUGGACAUACAAGAGGAGAACCGCCGCCUUCAGUCCGAGUGCGACCAGCUCGAAGGAGAGAUACUGCAGACUGGCGAAGCCCCGGAUUUACUGGAGACCGUAUACGUGCCGCCCUCGUCCAGAGAAGGGACCGGCAGCUCCGUGAGUUCUCCGUCGUCUCCGCUGCCUGCUCGGCCACACAACUUCAAUAGGGGGCUGUCAGUGGGGAGAGGCGUCGAAGGCUCCCCCAGGCUAACCCCCACAAGGGUGGCCCCUCCACCCCCCGUCAGCAGCACCUAUCAAGCCCCCACCUCCGCCCUUCAUCCGCCUUCAUCGGGACAUUACGAAUUGGCAAGCGAGGCGUCAACCGCAGAAGGCAGAGCUGGGGCAGGAGCUGUGCGCUGGUCCUGCGGCCGCUGCACCUACGACAACCACCCCGACAUGACCUCGUGCGAGAUCUGCGGCGCCAUCAGGAUGCCACCUUCUCCUCAGACGCCCAUCGGAGGCUACCAUCGUCCUACUUUAGGCCCAACCAUGCAGGACAUACACAUUCAAGUGCGACAUCGUCACGACUAUGCGAUGCCUGCGUCAGCGCUGUCAGAAUUAUCGAGCCGAGCCGACCCCCUGUGACGCCUUCUUAUGGACUGUCUUUGCUGCACGGCAACUAACGCCUCACCCGCGUCUGCCAUCUCUCACCCAUCACACUUCACGCCAAAACUAUGUAAUCCAAUUAAGGAUUACUAGAACUUCGCCUCAUAAAGCAAAUCUUUUCUCACCGUCUAUGGCACGUUGACUGCUACUCUUAUUUUUCCUACUCUUUUGACCGAAAUUCUUUGUCGAAUUCAUUGAUCACACCUGCGCUGGUCAUAAGCAGCAGCAACAGAACGAAAUAAGUUUUUCCAAGUUGAAAAAUUUUCUUAUUUAUCGACCUGCUUGAUGGCUUGCAGGCAGGUAAACUGAAGACAGCUCAGAAUUACGUUGAAGUUUCCCGUUUUGUUUAUUUUUACGUUGCUAUUCUCCUCGCGCUGUGCCAAGUUCUCCAGCUUCCACGAGUUCAGGCAUAUAACUUAUUUGACAGUCUACCAGUUUUUAUAUUGAACAACUCUCCAUGUAUGCGUGCGGACUAACCUCGUCAUUUGUUGCUGAUAGAAAACUGUAUUUUAAAUAAUGAAGAAAUGUGAAGUAAGCUUUACAUUGAUUGUUGGUAAAGAUAAUGCAAUGCAUAAUUGAAUGAACAAGUCAAACGCGGGUUUUCUUAAAACGUACUAUUCACGUUUGUAAUAAUUUAUUUAUCAAUGAUUAUAGUAUUAGGCAAUAAGCUUGUCACAAUGUGCAGCAACGUGGCCUCGGUAUUGGUGCGAGGAAGCAUGUGAUUUUCAUUUGUACAUUUUUCAUGAUUUCAUAUCGUUUACUUGGAUAAAGUUUUUUAGAUGUGGUGGAAUAAAUUGAUUUGAUUCCGUCUUGCGAUGCUAUGUGAUUUUUAAUCAUACAGAAACUGAUGACGUUACAUAGUUACUCUGCGUCUUCUUAUGAUGCGUGUCGCAUUUAAAUGUACUCGACGAGUGUGUCACAACAAAGCACAUAUUUCGCGUUGUAUUUUUACGGCAAACAUAAUAAGCAUUUGUUGCUUUACCGGCUCGUCAUUAACAUAUUAUGUUAUGAACUUGAAAGUUCAUUCUAAUAGUUCCUCUAUUCUUUUUAUCAGACGCAUGUUUUUCACUAAUUUCUCGAGAGGUUUCAGCAGAUGCCGCGGUGCUCCGAAAGAUUUCGAUUUUUUCAUGUAAGAAAAUCAUAUCAAUCGAUAACAAUGUCUCUUCGAGUCAUUUUACUUUAAUUUUAUUAUAACUUUCCUCAUCGCCAUCACCAUAUAACUGAGUUCGUCAACUCACCAAGGCAGCUAUCGAUUCAUUUUAUACAUAUGUUAUGUAUUGAUUUUGUUUAUUAAUGUAGUUGCCUGACGCGACCUACAAGGCUUUCAGGAACGCUUCGUGUGUUCAGCAUUCCAAUCAGAGGCUAGGCAGACGCGCAGUAGCUGCGCGGUCAGUCUUGUGCUUGAACAAAUUCGAAUGAUUCAUUAUGUAACUAAACGAUCAUUCAAUGUCACAUACGUUGAAAAUGCCUAAUUAGAAAUUGUUAUUAGAGAAAUAUAAUAAAUGGUUUACUACAUC